UUGAGCUAGUUCUAGUCCUGCUCGGACAUUUAUGUUAAAUUACAGACUGCUCUUGAGAUAUAGACAGAAGUGCACGGCUGAUCCACAUUACACUCUGUAGCCUAAUCUUUGAAAGGCGGUGUUGUUCCUUCUUUAUCUGCCGUAGGCUACAACCUAAGCAACAAUGGGAAGAAAGAGUAAAACAAACAACGGAGAUGCAGUCACUGGGGAGACACUAAAACGCAGAUCUGGCCGGAUAGCAGGGAGGGCGGAAGCACAGCAAGACGAACCGAAACCCGCCAAGAGCAGCAGAAAGGCCAAACAGACAGCAAAGCCAGCCAAGAAAGAGGAGAAGAAAGAAGAGCCUGAGGUGGAGAAGGAAGAGGCUCCUGCAGAAAACGGAGAGGCCAAAGCUGAAGAGCAGGCCCCAGCAGAAGCAGCAGAAGCAGCAGCAGAGGAGGCAGAGGAAGCAGAGGAGGUGGAGCAAAAGGAAGAGCAGGCUGAAGAGGAAGAGAAAGAAGCAGAGUAGUGGCGACACCUCAGACUCACUUGCCAGGUCUCCCUGUACAUUGUUUCUUGUACAAUGCAGAGAAUAUUUUUAUCUACUAUUUUCAUAAGACAGUAAUGUUUUUAGGCAUGUGAUUGCAGAAAUGCAUUUUUAAAAAAGAAUACAAAUUCCAUUCAGUUUCAGUUGUUCUGUGAAGGGAAAGUGUUGGUUGUUGCGUGUUUUUUUUUUUUUUUGUUUGUUUUUUUCAUUGUACUUGUUCUUUCUCUCUCGUCUCUCUGGCUUCUUAUUUUGCCUUUAGAUUGUAGUUGUUUGCAUGACGUAAAGUCGUGCCUAUAUCAGGAAUUUGAUGUUCAACUCUGGGAGAAUUUACCUGAGACAUUCCCGAGGCAUCUUGAGGGAUUUUGUAACCUGUACUGUUUUGGAAUUUAAGACAUCGUAAUACUGUGUGUUUGAUAGAGAAUAGGAUGAUUGGCAGUUUGAGACUUGUGAUCUUUUGCUAAGUAAGUCUUGUUCACAACGUUCACCUUAAUCGGGUUCACUAGUACUGGACUUGGUUGAAUUUUUUUAUUUUUUUUUUAUGCUGUCAGCGAUGGUACAUUUGAGGGUGGUUAGACUGAUCCAUUCACUCAGCUGUACUCAAAACAAAAAAGCAUUACAGAGCUAAUCAUACUUGUCAUUGUUUAUCCUUUAAUGAUUACUGUAUCUUCACGUAAGUCAACAUGUAUAUGCCACAUAUUUGUGGAUACAUCCAUUUCGGUUUUGGGAUUUCUUUACCAAUGUACAGUUUCCUCAUAUUUUUUUUUUUAAAAAGAAGAAAAAAUUUAAAAAAAAGUUUUCUUUGUUAUGAAUGGUAUAAAAUGCCAAUAAAAGUGGG
Plectropomus leopardus (leopard coralgrouper) is the source of this 1361-nucleotide messenger RNA. It is a transcript of the gene hmgn1a, whose product is annotated as high mobility group nucleosome binding domain 1a. Gene Ontology annotation, molecular function: nucleosomal DNA binding. Lineage: Eukaryota; Metazoa; Chordata; Actinopteri; Perciformes; Serranidae. Gene Ontology annotation, cellular component: chromatin; nucleus. The record is from RefSeq and is a predicted model, not a curated record.